GCUGUUUAUCAAGGGACUGGCAAUAGCCUGCACACCGCUUCUUAAUGGGGACUUGCGAGAAAACACUCCUUACUCUUUACAUCAAUCAGGAAGAAGGAAAGAGGCACAGAAAAUCGCUUAACAGGAGCGAAGACAAAGGAGUCUUGAUGGAGAGACACCAUCUUUCAAAGAAAGCUGAAGACAACUGCAUUACAGAACUGCAGUUCUGGGAAAAUAAAGUUAUCAUCAUUCAAAGGGCAUGGCGAGCUGUGUUGUACCGUAAGAACUGCCAGGUCGGGUGUACAAAUCCCCCUAAACAGAACCAGCGUUCCUCAUUCAGCAAACCUCACACCUCCAUGAGGAUAAAUGGAUUCGGCAGGAAUAUGCCCUCUGAUGAGCUGAAAAGGCUACAGAAUAGUCUGGAACACAUGAAUGAUGGAAAAUAUCUGGUCCAAAACCACCAGCUAAAAAAGGACAUAGAAAACAACAUUGAAAAGUGCCAAAUGAAUAUGCAACCAUUUGAGUCAAAAGUUGUAGUCAUUCAGAGGGCAUGGCGUGACUACAUUCAACGGCAGGACGGCCUUCAUCAAAGCUGCAUGGAGAAACGGAGUCCCUCCCCACCCUCGCUCUCUUCAGGGAAGAUGAGCACCUCCAUCAGUAUGAACACCCUGUCAGAUGGCAGCACUCCAGAUUACAGGGAGGAUGGCAUGGAUUUGGGAAGUGAUGCUUGCAGUCGUUCCAGUUCGGAAUCCAACUCUAACAAAGUAACGCCAUGUUCGGAGUACAAAUCCUCUCCCAGCCUGGAUCUGGCUACCCUGGAAGAUUACGAGGAGGACGAGGACUAUCAGGAGUACAAGAAGAAGGUAAUUGAGGAGUGGGAAAGCGAAUACGAGGACUACCCCGAGAACGAGGGCUACCCCAAAACCGUGAACAGCAGGAGUUUAGCAGAGGAGUUCCAAGAUAUUAAAAACCCCACCCCCCCGCCUCCCUGUGACACUGCCCCCGAGGAACUGAAGCAAAAUGGCAACGUUGUUCCAAGCCACGUAGGGCUGAAAGCAAACAAAACAUCUCAAAAGCCCCGGCAGGCCUUGAGGAUAACGGGCAGCGGCGGUGGAGUCGUAUCCAGGAGGCAGCUCGACAGCUCAGGGACUUGUGUCACAGAGGAGCAGCAGCUGCCUACCAUGGACUGGGAGACCCUGGAGAAACAUCUUGCUGGAUUACAGUUUCGAGAGCAGGAGGUGCGCAACCAAAACCAGAGACAUGGAAAAACCAACUACACCUCAGCCCAAAAGAAUGAAAGAGAAUCGAUCCGACAGAAGCUGGCACUGGGCAGUUUCUUUGAUGAUGGUCCAGGGAUUUAUACCAGCUGCAGCAAGAGUGGGAAGCCUAGUCUGUCUUCACGUCUUCAAAGUGGGAUGAACCUGCAGAUCUGCUUUGUGAAUGACAGCGGCAGCGACAAAGACAGCGAUGCCGAUGACAGCAAGACUGAAACCAGCCUGGAUACCCCACUCUCCCCAAUGAGCAAGCAGAGCUUGUCCUACUCUGACCGUGACACUACUGAAGAGGACUCAGAGUCCUUGGAGGACAUGGACUUCCUCACCCGGCAGAAGAAGCUACAGGCCGAAGCUAAGAUGGCACUUGCCAUGGCCAAGCCCAUGGCUAAAAUGCAGGUGGAAGUAGAGAAGCAGAACAGAAAGAAGUCUCCCGUAGCAGACCUUCUGCCUCACAUGCCUCAUAUAAGUGAAUGCUUAAUGAAGAGAAGCUUGAAGCCCAUAGACCUGAGGGACAUGACAAUUGGUCAGCUGCAAGUUAUAGUUAACGACCUCCACUCCCAGAUUGAAAGUUUGAAUGAAGAGUUGGUGCAGAUGCUGCUUAUCAGGGAUGAGUUGCACAUGGAGCAGGAUGCCAUGCUGGUGGACAUUGAAGAUCUGACUAGGCAUGCUGAAAGUCAACAGAAGUACAUGACAGAGAAACCCCCAUCCAAAUAAAAAAGAGAUACCACCACCAGUUUAUGGGAAUGAAGAACAAGGCUAGAUUUUAAUUUGCUUCUGUGGUUGUAAAAAAUGCUGAUGCUUAAGAUGGUGCACUUCAAGAGAAAAAAAAAAAAGUCGGUGUUAUCAUCAAAACUGUCUGAAGCUUUCUGUGCAGUGAUUGGCCUUGCGUCUUCAUACUUUGUUUUAACUUUACACAUUUACCACUAAUAUUGGGCAUUUUAAUGUGUGUGUGUAUAUAUAUAUAUACACACACACACACACACACUAUAUUGGUGGAGACUAUACAACAUUAGUAACAUAUACAAGGGAAAAAAGAAAACAAGGUUGUUACUUAACUAACUUCUGAAUUUUAGGAAUUUUAAGUUGAACAGUAUUUUACAGUCUGCCUUUUUUUAUUCGGCACAAACGGUAGUUUUAAAAUAAAGAAACUUUUAUUUGAAGGUGCUAAAAUGAGUCAAAGGAUACAUGCCUGCCCUGUAGUAAAGUUGUAGCCUUUUGGUAAUGAGUUCACUUUGAUCAGUUUUCAACAUUUUGUGAAUGUUGAUUUUAAAUAAGUGUGUUAAUAUCAUUUCAUCCAAUUGUAUUCAGAAACUUAUUUGGGGAAAUUGUAUGUACAGAUAUGUAAAAUAAAAAAAUUAAAACUUUGUUUCAUAUUCAA
Messenger RNA from Acipenser ruthenus (sterlet), 2631 nucleotides. Its product is annotated as schwannomin-interacting protein 1-like. The record is from RefSeq and is a predicted model, not a curated record. Bases 45 to 1967 code for a protein of 640 amino acids. The transcript is spliced from 14 exons. Gene Ontology annotation, cellular component: plasma membrane; cell junction. Gene Ontology annotation, biological process: positive regulation of hippo signaling. Lineage: Eukaryota; Metazoa; Chordata; Actinopteri; Acipenseriformes; Acipenseridae.